This is a messenger RNA of Elephantulus edwardii (Cape elephant shrew), 1860 nucleotides long. RefSeq names its product leucine rich repeat containing 70 (gene LRRC70). The transcript has a single exon. The record is from RefSeq and is a predicted model, not a curated record. Gene Ontology annotation, molecular function: protein binding. Bases 1 to 1860 code for a protein of 619 amino acids. NCBI's taxonomy places the organism in Eukaryota, Metazoa, Chordata, Mammalia, Macroscelidea, Macroscelididae.
AUGUGUGGAUUACAGUUUUCUCUGCCUUGCCUACGACUGUUCCUUCUUGUUACCUGUUGUCUUAUAUUAAUAUUCCAUAAAGAGAUUCUUGGAUGUUCGUCUGUGUGCCACCUCUGCACUGGGAGACAAAUUAACUGCCGUAACUUGGGCCUUUCGAGUAUUCCCAAGAAUUUUCCUGAAAGUACAAUUUUUCUUUAUCUGACUGGAAAUAAUAUAUCAUAUAUAAGUGAAAAUGAAUUUGCAAGACUUUAUUCUCUUGUAGCAUUGUAUCUGGAUAAUUCUAGCAUUGUCUAUGUAUACCCAAAAGCCUUUGUUGAAUUGAAACAUCUGUAUUUCCUAUACCUAAAUGAUAACUUUAUAAAACGCUUGGAUCCUGGAAUGUUUGAAGGCCUUUCAAAUCUUCGUAAUUUAUAUUUACAGUCUAAUCAAGUAUCUUUUGUUCCAAGAGGAGUAUUUAAUGAUCUAGUUUCAGUUCGAUACUUAAAUCUACAAAAGAAUCGAUUAUCAGUCCUUGGGAGUAGUACCUUUGCUGGUAUGAUUGCUCUUCAAAUACUUGAUUUAUCAAACAAUAAAAUUUUUAGGAUAUCAGACACAAGCUUUCAACAUCUUGCAAACCUUAGUUGUUUGCAUUUAGAAGCUAAUAACUUAACAAAAGUACCAUCAAAUGCUUUUGGAAUACUUAGGAGUCUUAAAAGACUUUCUUUGUCACAUAACCGGAUUGAAGCAAUACAUCCUUUUGCAUUUAAAGGACUUGUCAACCUGGAAUAUCUCUUCCUGAAAAAUGCAAGAAUUAGAAAUGUUACUAAGAACGGGUUUGGUGGAAUUGAUAAUCUUAAAUAUUUAAUCUUAAGUCAUAAUAAUUUAGAAAACUUAAAUUCUGACAUGUUUAAUGUGUUAAAGAACUUAACAUACCUUCAACUUGAUAACAACAGAAUCAUCACCAUUGAUAAUGGUACAUUUGCAAACAUGGGAGCAUCUUUGAAGAUCCUUAACUUGUCAUUUAAUAACCUUACAGAUUUACAUCCGAGAGUCCUUAAGCCAUUGUCUUCAUUGGUUCGUCUUCAGGCAAAUUUUAAUCCUUGGGAAUGUAACUGCAAAUUAUUGGGCCUUCGUGACUGGCUAGCGUCUUCAGCCAUUACUCUAAACAUCUUUUGUCAGAAUCCCCCAUCAUUGCGUGGUCGAGCAUUGCAUUAUAUUAAGUGGACUGAUGUCACAAACUGCUCUGUACUUUUGACGAAUAGAUCCAGAACUUUGGAUAUAAAAUCUCUUUAUACUCAUCAGAAGACUACUGCAUUUAUGAUGGCUUGGCAUAAAGUAACUACAAAUGGUAAACAUUUGGAAAAUACCGACGCGGAGAAUGCUACAUUUGGGGAACAAAUUCAUACAUCAUCUGCCAGUAGAGUUUUUCAAGACAAUACCUUUGGUAAUCCAUUAGAAACAACCUCAUUGUUACCUGUGCACAUACAGUUUACUUCUUCUAUUAACCACAGUGCUCUACCAAGUGAUACUGUAGCAGUAUCUGGGGAAACAUCUUUAAUUUGCACACAAGAAGUUGAAAAAUUGAAUGAGGCUUUUGACAUUUUGCUAGCCUUUUUCAUCUUAGCUUGUGGUUUGAUCAUUUUUCUGAUCUAUAAGAUUGUUAAAUUUAAGCAGAAACUAAAGACACCAGAAAACUCCGGGGAAAAUAGACUUGAAUACUAUAGCUUUUAUCAGUCAGCGAGGUAUAAUGUAACAGCCUCAAUUUCUAACACUUCCCCAAAUUCUCUGCAGAGUUCUGGCUUGGAGCAAGCUCAACUUCAUAAACAAAUAGUUCCAGAAAACGAAGCACAAGUCAUAAUCUUUGAACAUUCUUCUUUAUAA